CUUUGACACCUCAAUUCGGGAACUAAACACGCCCGUAAUCAUACGGGGACGUUUCAAUUUUUAGCACAGCGGGCUUGUUUCCACAGGUGUUUGACCAUGGAAAAAGUGAGAGAGCCUGACAGUUUCAGACCUUGGAAAGAAAACAAAAGUUUCACACGCCAACUGCACACGUCGCCUCGCCUCACCUCGCCUGCGUCUCCACCUCCCCAGCGCAGAGAGAGCCCGCCCGCAGGCCGCAGGGGAAGCAGAUCACUCGGCGCGCUGUCGCCGUCGCCGUCGCCGUCGCGCGGACGCGACUCACUCCUCCGCCGCCCCCAAACCCAAGCUUGCGAGAGCGAAACCCCAACCCAACCCCCCCUCGCCGUCUCGCGCCGCUCCGGCAUGCACGGCGCCGUGGCGGCCGCUGCCGCUGACCCAGGAGGUGGCGUCCGUGGUGGUGGUGGAGGAGGAGGAGAGGCGGAAGGCGGGGACGUGGUGAUGCUGAAGUGCGCGAGCGUGGCGGCGUGCCUGACCUGCCCUCUCUGCGGCCGCCUCCUCCGCGACGCCGCCACCAUCUCCGAGUGCCUCCACACCUUCUGCAGAAAAUGUAUACAUGAGGAGUUCAUCAAUAAGGAGUCCUGCUGCUGCCCUACUUGCAACAUUGAUCUCGGGUGUGCUCCGUUGGAGAAACUCAGAGUUGAUCACAGUAUACAAUUUGUAAGGUCAAAGAUAUUUCCUUUCAAAAGAAAGUUGUUCGAGGACCUAGAAGUCAUUUCAUCAAUUCCAUCACCUAUCAAGAGGAAAGAAAGAUCCCUAUCUUCACUUACAAUCCCUGCUCCUCAGGUGUCUAUACAGAAAUGCUUGACAAAGAGGAGAACGAAAGCUUCGUGUUUACGCAACUUUUCUUUGCAUUCUUCCUUGAGGGGUAGUAAAGAUACAUCAAAGAAACUUGUGGGUUGGACACCAUUGGGUUCUCAACUUAAGCUUGGGAAAGACAAAAAGUCUCUCAGAUCAAGUUUAAAAGAUGCAAACAGAACCAAAAAUAAGUCUGGUGAUACAGAUGAUGGUGCUCCUGCUGGUCAAGCAUUUACAAGAUAUGGGCGUGGCACUAAGAGGACUGGGAGCAAGAAAUUGUUCAUGGUAAAGAGUAAAAAGAAAAGGUUCAAGGCAAAGCAGCCCAGUAAAAGGAGGAGAUUCCGAGCACUAUGGUUUUAUCUACUUGCUGCUUUUGAUCAGAGAGGAGUACCAACUUUGCCACAACUACCAGCAAAGUAUCUGAGGAUCAAGGAUGUUGAUUUGCCUGUUUCCGUUAUACGGAAGUACCUUGUACAGAAACUUAACCUCUCAAGUGAAACUGAGGUAGAAGUAUUGUGUGGUGGCAAAGUAGUGAGCCAAGGAAUGACACUGCAUGAUCUAGCAGAUCGCUGGCUCGAGAAAGGACCAAAGGGCCGAAUGCGGUCAUCCUUAGGCUCCCCGGCCACUGCAUUCAUGGUGACAUUGUUCUAUAGGAGGCCAGAUGUUGAUGUGCCCUCACCCCAACCUGAAACUGAAAGUUGCCGUAGCUAACGGAGAACUUUGCUUCAUUUCUGAGCAGGCUGACUUCACUCACUGAGUCGGGAGCCGUUGAUUCAUCUGCGCAUUGGUACCAGUUAUCUGAGGCUCAAGCCACACGCUAAUUACUAAUAAUAUGUAGAUAUAUGUUAAUGUUACAAGCCAUGGCUGGCUUCUGAUCAUCUACCUUCAACCAUUAUUUAUCCCCUUUUCUUUUCCUGACAUUAGUGCUGAUGUACCUAGCUACUACGUAUGUGGUCUCUGGUCUGUAAUGAGAUGUUAGCUGUGAGGUUGUAUCUGUUAAGGUGGGGACUUCAUGUUCUCUCUCCAUGGAGCUUGUAGAUUAUGCCUCUGUAUGUGAAUUUCCUGAUGUGUAUAUACUCUACUUGAUUAUAUAAGCUCUGGAAUGCACUUGCACUUGCAUGAUGCUUUGUCAGGAUUACCAUUUUAGAGCAUCUUCAAGAGACUACUCAUCUCGCUUG
Molecule: messenger RNA, 2012 nt
Organism: Oryza brachyantha (malo sina)
Lineage: Eukaryota; Viridiplantae; Streptophyta; Magnoliopsida; Poales; Poaceae
Product: E3 ubiquitin protein ligase DRIP2-like
Exons: 7
Coding region: 97-1545 (482 amino acids)
Molecular function (GO): ubiquitin-protein transferase activity; metal ion binding
Source: RefSeq, a predicted model, not a curated record